Messenger RNA from Cricetulus griseus (Chinese hamster), 6089 nucleotides. NCBI's taxonomy places the organism in Eukaryota, Metazoa, Chordata, Mammalia, Rodentia, Cricetidae. The record is from RefSeq and is a predicted model, not a curated record.
GGAAGUGGAUGGGAGAGGAAGUAGCUGGUGAUGCUGGAACAAACAUGGCAGUCCCGGUGCCCCUCGGCCGCUCGAGUUCCUGCUGUCUACGGCUGCUACCACUGCUGGCGCUGCUGGAGCUACUGGUCGACCCCUGCUUGGGCCGUGUCCACCACCUGGCGCUCAAAGAUGACGUGAGGCGUAAAGUCCAUCUGAACACCUUUGGGUUCUUCAAGGACGGGUACAUGGUGGUCAAUGUCAGCAGCCUCUCUGUGAAUGAACCUAAGGGAGACGUGAAAACGAAGGCUGAGAUUGGCUUCAGUCUAGAUCGGACCAAGAACGAUGGCUUUUCUUCUUACCUGGAUGAAGAUGUGAAUUACUGUAUUCUAAGAAAACAGUCUAUAUCUUCUGUUACCCUUCUCAUCUUAGACAUCUCUGCAAGUGUAGUCAAAGUCAGAUCUCCACCAGAAGCUGGCACCCAGUUACCAAAGAUUGUCUUCAGCAAGGAUGAGAAAGUUCUGGGUCAGAGCCAGGAGCCUGCUGUCAGCUCCAUCCCCACAGAAAGCGAGGUGCAGAGAGCCCAAGAUGGUUCGAAGGCUAGAAGAAGUGCAGUGGAUUCAAAGGCAACAGCAGAGAAAUCCUUCUCAAUUCGUAAGAUUGAUGGUGCAGUUUCAUUUCAGUUCUUCUUUAACAUCAGCACUGAUGACCAGGAAGGCCUGUACAGCCUUUACUUCCACAAGUGCCCAGGCAACACGCCGCAGCCUAGUGAGAAGGUCUCAUUCAGCCUGAAUAUUGACAUCACUGAGAAGAACCCUGACAGCUACCUCUCUGCUGGGGAGAUCCCUCUCCCCAAGUUGUAUGUUUCCAUGGCUGCCUUCUUCUUUCUAUCUGGGACCGUCUGGAUUCAUAUCCUUCGUAAGCGAAGGAAUGAUGUUUUUAAAAUUCACUGGUUGAUGGCGGCCCUUCCUUUCACCAAGUCUCUGUCUUUGGUGUUCCAUGCAAUCGACUACCACUAUAUCUCCUCGCAGGGCUUUCCAAUCGAAGGCUGGGCUGUUGUGUACUACAUAACUCACCUUCUAAAGGGGGCGCUGCUGUUCAUCACCAUCGCUCUCAUUGGCACUGGCUGGGCUUUCAUCAAGCACAUCUUGUCUGAUAAAGACAAGAAGAUCUUCAUGAUUGUCAUCCCACUCCAGGUGCUGGCAAAUGUGGCCUACAUCAUCAUAGAGUCCACCGAGGAGGGCACGACAGAGUAUAGCUUGUGGAAGGACUCUCUGUUCCUGGUUGACUUGCUGUGCUGUGGUGCCAUCCUCUUCCCAGUGGUGUGGUCAAUCAGACAUUUACAAGAAGCCUCAGCCACAGAUGGAAAAGCUUGGACCCAGACUAGCCCAUCCAGCUGUCCAGGAUCCUGCAGCUCUGGGCAGCCCUGUAUAGAAGACACUACCCUGAUCAGAGUCCAGUUAGGGCCCAGUGGCCUCCGCAGGCACAGUGGCGAGGAGCAGGAGCAAGGGGAGCAGAGCAAGGAGCAGUGUCUUAACUCUGGGGCUUUCUUCACACGGAGGCAAAGACGAAGAAGCUGUCCUGGGCCUUCGCUUCUGUCUGCCUCUGCCAUUAACUUAGCAAAGCUGAAGCUUUUCAGACAUUACUACGUCUUGAUUGUGUGCUACAUUUACUUCACCAGGAUCAUCGCCUUUCUUCUCAAGUUCGCUGUUCCAUUCCAGUGGAAGUGGCUCUACCAGCUGCUGGAUGAAACAGCCACACUGGUGUUCUUUGUCCUGACGGGGUAUAAAUUCCGCCCAGCUUCAGAUAACCCCUACCUGCAGCUCUCUCAGGAGGAAGAUGACCUGGAGAUGGAGUCUGUAGUGACAACAUCAGGAGUGAUGGAGAAUAUGAAGAAAGUCAGGAAAGUAACCAAUGGUGUUGUGGAGCCCCAGGGUGACUGGGAAGGCACUGCGUGAUAGAACCCACUCUGAGGAUGCACUGUCAAUGAAAACUAACUUAUUCAUAGCCCUAUCAGUGAGCAAGCGUGUUCCUGACAGAACUGUGGCAUCUCCCAACAGUGACACCCCAGCGCUCGCUCAUGGCACGGCUGAGGGCCGUGGACAUCUACUUUUGUACUCUUAGAGGAUCUGGAUUGUGGUGGGUUACAGGCGGCUAGGACUGUCCCUCAGGGAGGGUAGGAGCAUAGAGGAUGGGUAAAAGAUAUACCUUCCUAAUUGGGAGUCUGGGGUCCAUGCAGGGGAACCCCAGCGGCUGCCACUCAGAAAGGCUGUGGUGGUGGGAAGGGCAGGCUGCCGCUGCUCACAGAGCUUUGGAGGCUGAGAAUGUGGCUCACUCUUGGCCAAGCAUUCACGAGGCUCUGGGUUCAAUUCCUAGUACCAGGGUGGGGAAAGAAGUUAACUUUGGGAUGUAGGCAGAUGUCUGCCAAGGACAUGAAGAAGAGAGAGAGAUUGUCCACCUUUGGCAAACAACAGCAACAGAAAUGAAUGGAAUUGUUUUAGAAAGCCAAAUAGUCACCCUAGGUGGUAUGAAGCAUCUGACUGGGCCACUGGCCCCAAGCACCACUCUAAAUGUUGUCCCCUCUUCUAAUCGUGAUGUAAAACUGUGGUGCUGGAGACCAGCCAAGAGGGCCCUUGGCGUUGCUGUCCAGGCCGCUGCCAGCACCACACACAGCCCUGCUGGUGGAGAAUAGCUGUCUCCAGGCCUGUCAGAAGGGGAGAGGAGCCCUGGAGCUCCAGAAGUAUUCUCCAGCUGGCUCUCCAGACUCCACCCCCCACCUGUCCAGAGCAGCCAGCCACCUGGCUUCCUCUCCUUCCACCUGUGUCUUCUCAACAGGAGUAUGUUCCUUAAGGAGCCGCUGGGGGCAGAAAGGGCCGCAUCUAAGCAAAUCCUUAGGAAAGGCUUGAUCCACAGCUGGCACGACCAGGCAGGACUUCUGGGCCUGAACUACGUAGUUCAAGCAUGCGUGAAGGAAGUGAGCACAGUUGAGCCUCUCAUGCUGGAGGAUCUGAGACAGAGCUUGGGCAAGAACACCAGCGGCUGCCUGCAUGAGACAGUUUGCUGCCGCAGAGACGAUCUUAGAAGGCAUGUGACCAAGGGCACAGGUGACCAGCUCAGCACCUCAAAGCUGCUUAGUGCACAGGACUUGUAGGUGAGUCACAACUUCAAGGAACAAGGGCUCCCUGGGGUGACAGUUACUACCUCCCAGUGCAGAAGAAUCAAAUCUGUCCUGAAAACAGUUGUGUCUGUCUCCGUGCCCCAACCCAGCUUUCCAUAUCAUCGCCUCCAGUGAGAAGCCGUCUCUGCCAUCCAGGUCUGAGGAGGCCCCUCUCUACCACAGCUGUUCUAUCUAGAGAAAGGUUGACAGGCCUGAAGGAGUUGAUUUAGGGACCUCUUUGUCCUUUUUGUUUUGUUUUGUUUUCUUAUUUAUUUGUUUAAGGUAUGUGACAGGAAGGGAGUUGGAGAAGAGACAAGGAUAAUUUUUAAUGCUUUGUUUUCUGCACAUAAGCACUCAGCAGCACUGCAGAAAUAUGUUCCUGUGGUGACAUCUAGGCCUGCCCCUCAGAUGGCAGCCUGUGUGUGUGUGUGGGGGGGGGGCUGCUUCCCUGCCAGCAGACAUUGUUGACUAGGCGCUAGACUCACAGAAGGUGUGAGGUGAGGCUGCCUCCCCCAGACAGGGUUUUUAUGGAGGGGCCUCAUUUGCUCAGUGGCAGAGAACAAGAAAGCAACUGUGUACAGCCUAGCCCACAGGCCUCUCUGGGUGGCUAUAGGGGGACAGCCUGGUCCUUCCAGAGCAUGGGUGCACAAGCAGGAAGGUGGGCCAGGGCAGUGCCUUUCCCAAGUCUUGCCCUGUAACUGCUGUAGGUGGGAAGUCAGGGGUGAUGGGGUCAGAAGCCUAACACAGGGCUGGGAAGGCUGGCCUGGUGUACCCAGACUGUGAAGGAGACCUUGCAGCUCUUCAUCCUGCACUGUAAAUGUGCCGUCUCCAUCGUGUGAGAGCCAUGAGGCAGCAGUCAGUGGUGUCCUCGGGUAGGAGAGGCUGAUUGGAGUGCAGGGCUGCCUAGCUGCCCCAGCUCACAGCUGCCCUCUGUAGCCUGAGUCCAGCCCACCUGGCUCUCCACAGCCGUGCUUGAACGGUGAAGUCCUGUGGACGAGGGGCUGACAAAAACAGGGUUCCCUUUGCACUGCACUGUGUUAUCUCUUGCGCUGCCUUGUGUCCCCCUCUGCUUCUGCCUGUGUGAGGUGUCCAUGCUUCCUUUGACAGUGCUGUGGACUGGAAGCUGCAGGCUGUGACAUCUAAUAAAGUGUAGACUGCUAGAAAAUUACUCCUUGGACAUCAGGAGCAAGUAUCAAACUCCAAAUCCUGGUUCUUAAUAGUGUCGAGGACUCAGGCAGCCUCUUACAUUUGAAUAGCAGAGUGUUGGCUAAUGUUUAGCCUGACUGGGGUUCAUUCUCUCUGGAGGAACAGCUCACUCCAGGGUCAAAGAUCCUCCCUCACACCAGGCCUGUGUCUGUUGAGUUUUCCUUCAAAAACCACUUCACAAUAAAUACCUAAGUGUCCCCACUCUCCAACCCUCCGCCUGCUCAGCAGCCAGGCCCGCACAGCUCCUGAGGUGCUUGUGGGAUUUCUGCUCCUCUUGGUCCUUCCGUCUUCCUCUCCCUCCUCUUCUCUUCCCUCCUCUCCUCUCCCUUACUCCCUAUCACCAUCACCACCCCACAGACUCCCUUAGCCCUCCCUGGCAUCCUGGCUGCAGGCCUGGUGCACUGCAGCAUUGUCUGCCAGUGGUAGGUGCAGGAUGUAUUUUCUAAACCAGGGAGCAUUCUCUCCAGAGUGCAAACUAUGCAAACUAACACUAUGUACUGCUGCUUUUGUACCACAUGGUGGUCUCCCCAUACCACAGCAUCUAUCUGACUCUUGGAGUGGAGUCUAAAGCCAGUCUUUGAAAAGGGGAAGUGUCAAAGAUUCUGGUGUUCAUUUUCAGUGGCCUCUGGCCACCUCCAUAUUCCCAAGUAUGUUCCUCGAGGAAGCAUUCAUCUUAUGAGGUUGCUGGCCCCGCUCCAUAUAUCCAGAAGGACAGCUGAGCAUUCCAGCCUCCCUCUGCCAAGUUGCUGAUCCUCACAGGAAGAUCCCAGCUCCCCACCCACCCCAGCCCUGCUCCCACACUCCACCACCCACCUCAGCUUGUCUGGCCUGCCGGCACCUCAACACAUCACCGCAUCACAGUGCCACCCCGCCCGCUGCCGCCGCCUUUCCUCUUGGAAAUUCGCUGAGGACUUUAUUCCUAUCUCUUGGCUAUAAGAACGGUGUUCAUUUGAAACAGGCCGGUGUUCUCAACAAUCUGCCCUUUACUCCAGCUUUCCUAAGGCUGCCCUAGUGAGAAUCUAUAACAUACGUUCCUAGGAGACUUGCUCAUACCUGUACCACCUAGAAUGUGAUCACAGGUCAUAGGCCAAGGAGUCUCCCAAUUCCCCCAGGCCCCUUGUGUCUUGUAGAGGUGUGUCUGUUUCAUGCUUUAAAGGCAUCCUACAUUUAGGUGGCCCUCUGCCUGGGCUGGGGACCACCUCCUCACUUCCCAGCACUAUAAAGAGGCUGCACUGGGGGAUGAGACAAGCAUGGGAGCAGACAUGGUCAUGCUAUGUCAGGCUCUGGUGUGAUUCUGAGGAUAAGGAGAUUGCAGACAGGCCCCUGGGGAAGGCACACAAGUUCCUGGUGUGUCCAUCAAGAACAAAGACAGUUUCACUCCCAAGACAGGAUGGCCAUUUGCAGUGGAGGCUGUGCAGGAGGGUCAGCCUUAGCAUCUAAGCACUGUCUCCCUCUGCAGAGGGCCAGAAAGCCUGUCCACACAAGGGAAUUUCCCAAUCCCUAGGCAGCUUUUCUAGAUGACCCAAAUUGUCAGACUGAGUAACCCAGAGAUUUCACCUGCAGAAGGUCUUAUGGGCCUGUGUGCCCUACUCAGGUUGGGGUGGAGGGGCUGGGGGGCCACUUAGUAACUUUAGCAUUAACCAUUGAAUAUUUACAAGCAUGGGGUGUGGAUGUGUUCAGGAUUGGUGGGCUGGACACUGUAUGGAAGCAAAGCGAACAUGUCUAAUAAAGAUUCCAUGCUGGAAACUUG